AUGGCAGUCAGUACACUCUUGUGGUCUGCUGUAUUUUGUAGUUGUCUUGGCAUAAUCCAGAGCCAAUUUUUUCAAGACCCUUGUCUGAAGAAGAAAUGUAAUUUUGGGUGUCGACUGCUAGCUGAUGAUGUUUGUGAAUCAAAAAGUUGUGAUUUAAAGCCAACCUGCGUUCCACCUCAGUUGGCGGUUAGUAGAUUUAAUCCAUGCGCUGUUGGACAACCUAUUAUUGAUGUAAGAGGUAGUCAAAUUAUGUGUGGAAGAGACCAAUGUCCAUCAAAAUCUUACUGUUCAGCCCCAGUGGGAGUUGGUGUCUGCUGUUAUGACUUUAAAGGAUAUUUUGUUGGCAGUAAGCUAGGAUUCUGCAGAGACCCUCCGAGAUAUUUCUCAAGAUGCAAGAAUGAUUGUGCCUCGGAUCAUAAAUGUCCCUUCAUGCAGAAAUGUUGUAUGUCGCCAUGUGGAUUUUCCUGUCAAAUGUCUUUUGUUGGAUAGAUAUCGAUAACUUACUCAAUUAUUAUAGUAAAUAAAGUUAUGUUUUAUG
Lottia gigantea (owl limpet) is the source of this 538-nucleotide messenger RNA. RefSeq lists its product as hypothetical. Gene Ontology annotation, molecular function: peptidase inhibitor activity. Bases 1 to 489 code for a protein of 162 amino acids. The transcript has 5 exons. Lineage: Eukaryota; Metazoa; Mollusca; Gastropoda; Lottiidae. Gene Ontology annotation, cellular component: extracellular region. The record is from RefSeq and is a predicted model, not a curated record.